Molecule: messenger RNA, 852 nt
Organism: Phlebotomus argentipes
Lineage: Eukaryota; Metazoa; Arthropoda; Insecta; Diptera; Psychodidae
Exons: 3
Coding region: 64-852 (262 amino acids)
Source: RefSeq, a predicted model, not a curated record
AUCUGCGGGCGCAAGAUUAUGUGAUACUGCUCGGGAACUGCCUGGAAAUCCGCGUAGAAACUCAUGUCCUUCGCCGCCAGCUCCCACUUCUGCAUCCCAAGCGAGAACUUCAGUCCCGGCACGAGACUGGAGGCGUCAAUCAAGUCCAGCGCGCCCUCGGACUCCUUCAACAGACGCAAAAUCACCGCCUCGUUCUCCACGGGAUUGAAGGAGCACGUGGAGUACACCAGACGCCCGCCGAUCGUCAGCAGCUCAGCGCCUCUCUUGGCUAUCCUGAACUGCACACCAUUGAGAUUCGUGUCGUGCGCGGGAUUCCACUUUGUCCAGAUGUCCGGAUUCUUGCGCAGCGUGGCGUCGCCACUGCACGGCACGUCGCAGAGAAUCCUGUUGAAUUGCAUGCUCUCCACUUUGCCCGUCUCCCGGAUCAUGCACUGCAAGUCCGGGAAGCCCUCGCUGUCCUCAGCUACUUCUACGAGUACAACAUUCCUCAGCAAAGGAUCUAUUCGCCGAGAAGAGCAGCAUUAUCCUGAAAUUAUGGAUCUCAUCGCAUACGACUAUCCGGGAAGCCGACAAACUGCCAAACUUCUACCGGCGCCACGACAAGGCGGCGGAGCGGAUUGCCGGCGCAGGGGGCGAUUGAGGAGGUGCUGCAGCACAAGGCGGACAGGCUCAGGGAAGUCGCAGCGAGGGCAAAAAUCAGACACAAAGCCGGGCGGCAACGCAACUCACAGGGAGUCGCACGACAUGUUCUUGUUGUCGCAGCGCACGAACACCUUCACGCCCGUGUUGAUGAUCUUCACGCGAUCGCCACUCAGCUACACAAUGUCACGAAUGGACUCGGAGCUGAAGUAG